AUUUCUAUUUCAGAUAAUACAACAACAUCGCCAAAGCUCAUCCCUUAUCCCAGCUGGGCGGCACAUUCCAUCGGCUCCGAUGGAAAACCAUUAGAACUCAUCUCUCCAUACAGAGUACGCGUUGACAAAUGCGCUCGACUCUGGGUCCUUGAUAGCGGCAAGAUGGCCACAUCUGAAAACAACACUAUUAAAUACCCACCUUCUAUUAUUGUCUACGAUUUGAAAACCGACAAUCUUAUCAGGAAGUACGUCUUCCCCGCUGACCAGGUCAAACUUGACUCUGGAUUUUCCAACAUUGCUGUCGAAGACUGGGAUUGCCAGAAAUCUUAUGCGUACGCUGCAGACUUGGGGAAACCUGGUUUAGUCGUCUACUCUUGGGAAAAGAACGAAUCCUGGAGAGUCAACCACCACUAUUUUAACAUCGAUCCCAUGGCUGGUGAUUACAACGUCAAAGGAUUAAAAUUCAAUUGGGAUGACGCAUUAUUUGGAAUUGCAUUGUCAGCUCCAGAUGCUGAAACAAACUACAGCACUUUAUAUUUCCAUCCUAUGACGAGUUUUAAUGAAUUCGCUGUAUCCACUGAGUAUUUGAGAAAUCAAACCAUUGCUGAAAAUAAUUUUAAUGCCUUUAAACUGCUUGGCAGUCGUGGACCGAACGCCCAAUCUAGCGUCUCAUUCCUGGACCCAAACACGGGCGUUCUAUUCUACUCCCUAGUAAAUCUAAACGCUGUUGCCUGCUGGAGAACUUCGAACAAAGACUACAUCAUGAAGAACCAAGGUCGAAUUUACAUGAACGACGAAACUAUGAUAUACCCUACAGACAUAAAGGUUGACUAUAAUCAGAAUUUGUGGAUUCUAUCCAAUAGACUUCCAUUUUGGUUAUACACGAAACUGAAUGAUACAGAUAUUAAUUUUAGAAUAUUUACCGCUCCUGUUUUAGAUGCUAUUAGUCAUACAGCCUGUGACGUUACGCCAAGAUCUGAUAUCCUUGAUAAGUUCGUAAAUAGAGUAAAGAAUGUUACUAACAAAAUCGUUUCAAAGAUUCAACUAAAUUCCGGUAUAAACGUCACUCCGAUGUCCAUUGUAACUGUGGCGUUGCUAAGUUUAUUAAUCAGUCUCAGUCAAUCGAACUAACUUCAAUGUGAUGCCAUAAGAUUGUAGUAAAAGAUAGUAGGUUGUUAUAGAAAUGCUACUAGGAUGUCUGAAGUUCUGAGUCAGUUCUCCGACCUCCUUUACACCACUGACAGCACGUUAAGCAUGUCUGAAACCUAGAUUAGGUAGAUUCGGAGCUCGAACUUCUCGCAAUAAAAAAUUGCUACACAAAUGUUUUCGUUGUACAUCUUACACAAAUUACAUAUAUUUUGUACUCCGUAAAGCAACAGUGAUUGGCACCUAUGACUUUUGAGUUUAAUAGGCUAAUCCUGGUAGGCCAGGCUUUGCGCAUUCGAUAAUAAAUUAUAAUUCAUUUAUUUCUUUAUGACAAUGGUGUACAAGAAUGCAUUUUAAAUCACUCUGAACCGUCUUGCGGCAUAUUUUUUUUUUAAUUUUUAUGUAGACGUUUAUACAAUAAGCUGCAUACUAAACUCUCGCAAUCCAACAAAAUAACAUUAGCCACAAAAAAGAUGGAUGUCUAAAUUCACUAAUUAUAAGAUUUCUCACCACAGUGUAACCAUUCCGAUGGGGUUGCUUCAUUCGGGGCACAUGCAGCUCUCAUCACUGCGACCAUCAACUUAUCUAUUGUAAACACCACCAAUUACAAAUCAGAGCCAAGGCCAACAGAAUUGAAAAACUGAAGGACUUUUCUGGCUCCGACAGAUUUUACGUCCUCUGGUUGUGACCUUCUUUCUGGUUGUAGCGUUGGGUGAGAAAAUGAACAGAAGUUUUAUCCGCUUCGUGGCUGAUAUUCUCUAUUCUCUCUUUGCCCAAUAUCUGCCAUGUGCUUGUUCAAGCCACAAUAUCCGGUUAAGACUCUAGUGAGCAUUCUGAUGCCAUUCUUGUGUAAUGACAGAGCUUUUCUACAGUGUUUAACACUAUCAGGGCUUUUGAAUGCUCAAGAUCCUUGCUCCGUAGCCACACUUCUCGGGAGACGUGUGUGCUCUCAUUCAGCAGAGUGAGCUUUGCCAGGCUGUAUGCUAUCCCCAUAAAGGGUUCAUGUCCAAUAAAGGUUUCUCUAGCAACAGCCUUUCCCAGUUCGUCUGCUGCUUCAUUACCCGCGGUGUCAGAGUGGCCUGAAACCCAACGCAGGACCACUUUAUUCCUUUCCCCGAGAGCAUUCACUAUAGUCAUACAAUUCUCUGCAAUGCUUGAUGUUUGGAUGACCGAGGUUAACGCAUAUAGAGCGGCUUGACUGUCUCUGAGUUUAUUAAAUAUACUUAUUAACGUAGCCUCACGCCAGGUUCAAAUCCGCAUACUAUGGUAAGAAACCUAUGAUUAUAAUUGUGACAAUAAUUUAGUUAAAUAUCUCGAAAAUCUAAGUUGUGUGACUAAUUAAAAAGACAAUUCAAAUUUUAAAAGAAAUCUCCGAUGUUGGUGCCGUCUCUGUCACACACAAACAGAACGCGAGUGGGGCUUGAGGCAGUACUACAUAGGUUUUUGUGAAUAAAUUUUAUGUUUCGAAUUUGAUGCUCAUUUAUUAUGUUUCACGGUGACGGACGUAGUGGCAGUGCCCCUCAGAUCUUUGCUAUUUAAAACUCUGAGUGGCACUGCAACUGCUACGGACAGGCGUGUCACGAUCUGUUCGUCCCGUCACUUGACAUUAUAGACUUAAAGAUACAUAUUAAAAAAAAGCAUCCUAAAGUUAUCGUUUUUCAAAAUCUGUAGUUUUAUUUAUCAUUGUCUUAAUGAGUAAAAAACGCACUUUUGGUCGAAAAUUUCAAGCUUUAAAAUACUUUCAACGUUAAAACUAUACAAUUUAACGGGAAACUGAUAAACGACGAUCCUCGACAUUAGCUUCUAGAUUGUAUUGUCUAAUUUUUUAACUUUUAUUACUGUUAAAUCAAACAUCGUUAAUAUGGAGCGCUCUCGCGGGAUUGUCCAUUGAAAUUCAUUUCGUAAUAAUGUUUAUGUUAUUAAUAAUAGUUAUUUGUUAUGCAAGGCUGCAAAGUUGUUGUGUGUCGAGUGCUUGUAUGAAAAGCUGA
Molecule: messenger RNA, 3134 nt
Organism: Hyposmocoma kahamanoa
Lineage: Eukaryota; Metazoa; Arthropoda; Insecta; Lepidoptera; Cosmopterigidae
Gene: yellow-f
Product: protein yellow
Exons: 1
Cellular component (GO): extracellular region
Source: RefSeq, a predicted model, not a curated record